Molecule: messenger RNA, 2715 nt
Organism: Closterium sp. Yama58-4
Lineage: Eukaryota; Viridiplantae; Streptophyta; Zygnematophyceae; Desmidiales; Closteriaceae
Source: the annotation of a GenBank genome assembly
AUGGCACGGAAAGCUAAGAAAUCGGCCAGUGCAGGGAAGAACCGUGCUCAAUCGGGGCAGGGAAUCAAACGGUUUACCGUAGGCUGCAAUAACCCCGUCAAUGUGGGUGCAGCUACCACCGAGCAGGCAGGCACAAGCGCGAGCAUACCGCCCACAGUUCCUGUCGUGGAAGAAGCAUUCACACUCGGGCCAUCAUGGGCAUCAGAGAAGAAGAAAGACACUGGACUCGGUGGAAACAAGAGCGAUGGGGAUGAAAGUGAAGAAACCGGAAGUGAUGACGAUGAAGAUGGGAAUGACAGUGAGAGCUCUGGAUUGGGAGAUGGUAGCGAGGAGGAAUACGCAGAUGACAGCGAGGGGGAUGGCGGGGACGAGGAUGAUGACGUGGAGUUAGAAGAAGAGGAGCCAGGCGUAUUGGCGGAAGGCACAAUGGAGGCAGGCAGUGGAGGAAAAGGAUCUAAGGGACGGCGUGGUGGAGGGGCAAGGCGACGUGGAGGUGGCUCCAAGAACAAGCAGGGUGGUGCUGGCGGCUCCAGGGGUGUGAAACGGCGACGUAGAAGCAAGAAGGCCAAGACUCAAUUAGAGAAGGCUCCUGGAUGUGUUGCCCGCUGUUUUGGUGAAGGGGGAGCCAAGGAUGAGAAACGUAGCUGCAAAGUGUGUGGCAAGCGUCUGUCGUUCAAGGGUAGCAACACCACAUCGGGUCUAAGGCAUAUGAAACGUCGCCAUAGGCCACACUGGGACAUUUGGGAGUGCCUAUGGUCGCAAAAGCUCGUAGGCCCGAAAGACACGUUCCCCGAGGGUGGUUAUCCUGACGUGCCAGAUGGGAAGGCGGUGUGGGUUGGCUCUGCCACGUGGCCUGACCCCCCACCUGAAGGUGCAGCAUCGGUUGAUGGCGGCCAGCUCUCGAUCAACCGGUUUUUGGCCCCGCGCUUGUCCGCGCCGCAGCUGCGACAAGCACUUGUUGAGUUCAUUGCUGAUGCAGACCUCCCUGUUCAAAUUGUCGACCGACCCACUGUGAGUAACUUGCUGAUUGCAUUCUGUGCAUUCUGUGCAGUGUGUCCUUUCAUCGAGUCAUGCGGUAAACUCUAUACCAGUCAUUCGUGUUUUGUACAACCUAUAAACUGUCACAGCCUCAUGUAUGCUCGCAUUCUCCUUCAUGUGCUUGCCUUGUCAUCCCUGUUUCGACGCCUCGUAACAUUGUUGAACCCUCUGUGCGGUGAAAAGGAUGUGAUUCCUACUCGGUGGACCGCGGCCCGUGACGUGGUAAAGUUUGCCGAUCUUGCACGAGAGCACAUGAAAGCUGACCUUCGAAAUGGGGGCGGAGGGUAUGUCUCCUUUACCUUCGACAUAUGGUCGGGCGGGAAUCGUCUCGGGUACAUGGUGAUCACGGCACAUUGGAUCACCAAGGAUUGGCAACUGCGUGUUGCAACACUGGACUUUGUCGAUUUGGGAGAGAAGCACACUGCUGUGGUCAUUGCAUAUGCCUUUGAAGAUGUGCUGCACGAGUGGGGACUGGUGGACCGUUGUUUCGGCGUCACCACCGACAACGCAGAGAGCAACGCUGCCGCGCUGCGCAUUCUAGCUGGGCAAGGGCAUUAUGGGAGGGAAGAGCCAAUUGUCGCGGCCACCAUGCACUUUCGACAUUGGCUGGUCCUUCCUUUCCCUAAACAUGGGCUCGUCAUUCCUUUGCGUGUGUGUGUACACAUCAACCAACAGGGUACCACCCAGGCUGAAAAGGAUCGGGUCAGUGAGAUGAGCCUCAGUGCUGAGCACUGGGAGAGCCUCACGGAAUUGGCGGAGUUUUUGGACCCGUUCAACUCCGUCACCCUGGCAGCCGAGGGAUCUAUGUAUCCCACCGUCAGCGCUGUUGUUCCUCAAUUCAAUGAAUUGAUGGACCAACUAGAGGGCGCGUACCACAAUGUCCAGUCGGCCCCCACCGAGCUUCGCAAGCAGCUCAUCAACGCAGCCCUUCCUCUCCUGAAGAAGUAUUACUAUGGGAGCAGUGAUGAGCUUGUGGUCGCUACGUUUCUGGACCCGAGUUACAAGCUCGAUUACUUCAAUCUCCCGUUUUGGGAGCUGUCCAACCCCUCAAAAGCGGGGGUAGUGGGUGAAGGGUCCCGGGCUGUGAGCUCUGUUGCGCCAGAGGAAGUGUUGGCGCUUGUGCGCCAACGCUGGGCGCCUUAUAAGGCACGUGCAGAUCUGGCUGCUGCAGCUCGUGUCGGAGUGAGCACAGUGACAGUGGGACAGAUGACUGGUAUGGGCGGUGGGGGGAUGCGUGCGGGGAGUGGUGGUGCUGGGGGGAAUGCUAUGGCCAAGAAUCCCAUCAAGGAACGCAUCCAGGCUAUGAGAGCUAGACAGGACACUCGGCCUCGAGAUGACAUAACCAUUUACCUUGAAGAGCCGCCCGUGGAUGUGUGCCCGCUCGCUUAUUGGCGUGAGCGGAAAGAUCUUCCCUCCUUGCAGGCAAUGGCAAUGGAUUACCUUGCUAUUCCUGCAACAUCCGCUCCUAGCGAGCGUGUUUUCUCUCAGAGCAGGAACCUCAUUACGUGGCAUCGCCACCGCUUGAGCGCCGAGCGCAUACGUGCGUGCAUGACGCUCAAGACGUGGGUGAAGUCUUCUCCUGGGGUGAUGCUUGGUGGAGCUGAUGCGGCUGCGGUAUUAGAGGAGCUUGGAGUGGAGGGGGAUGAAGAGGAAGACUAUGGGGAGUUGCGUGCUUGA